Periophthalmus magnuspinnatus is the source of this 1549-nucleotide messenger RNA. RefSeq names its product synaptotagmin Vb (gene syt5b). Lineage: Eukaryota; Metazoa; Chordata; Actinopteri; Gobiiformes; Gobiidae. Gene Ontology annotation, cellular component: synaptic vesicle membrane; axon; dense core granule. Gene Ontology annotation, biological process: synaptic vesicle endocytosis; regulation of dopamine secretion; cellular response to calcium ion. Bases 16 to 1356 code for a protein of 446 amino acids. Gene Ontology annotation, molecular function: calcium ion binding; clathrin binding; calcium-dependent phospholipid binding. The transcript has 9 exons. The record is from RefSeq and is a predicted model, not a curated record.
UUCAAGAUUUUCGAUAUGAAGCUACUGAACAGAGGACAACACAGAUCAACAGUGAACAUGAGGCUGAUAAGUGCUGGGGUUCGGGUCAGGCGGGCUGUGGAGACAUCUGAGCCUGAAUCUGAGGAAACAACUGAGACAGUCCACCAUGAGCACCACCCAGAGCACCACCCAGAGCACCACGAAGGGCAUGAGCACACCCAUCCAGAGCAUCACCAUCCUGGCCACGGACAUGACUACACUCACAUGAAGAACAAGUUUAUGAAUGAAAUUACCCAUUUGCCGAUUCCCAUGUGGGCUGUGGGGGCCAUUGUGGUGGUGGUGCUGUUGCUGGUUGCUGCCUGCCUCUUCUGUAUUUUCAAAAAAUGUUUUGGGAAGAAGAAAAAGCCAAAGAAAGCAAGAGAGAGGAAAGCGGGACGUCGAAGAAAGGCUAAAGAAGGUGAAGAGGAGGGGAAAGAGAAUAAGGAGGGAGAAGUGAAAAAAGGAGAAGAGGAGGAUAAAGAGCAUGAAAAGUUGGGAAAAUUGGAGUAUUCUUUGGACUACAACUUCACUGAUGCACAGCUCAUUGUCGGAAUACUUCAAGCUCAAGAUCUUGCCGCCAUGGACAUGGGGGGCACGUCAGACCCCUAUGUCAAAGUCUUUUUAUUGCCAGAUAAAAAGAAGAAGUAUGAGACCAAAGUUCAACGCAAAAAUCUGUGUCCGGUUUUCAAUGAAACCUUUAUUUUUAAGAUUCCUUAUGCAGAGCUGGGCGGUAAGACCUUGAUCUUGCAGGUUUAUGACUUUGAUAGGUUUUCUAAGCAUGACAUGAUUGGUGAGAUAAAGAUCCCCAUGAACAGUGUUGAUCUGGGCCAGCCAAUGCAAAUGUGGAGAGACUUAGAAAGUGGAGAAAAGGAAGAGCAAGAAAAGCUUGGUGAUAUUUGUAUUUCUUUACGGUAUGUGCCCACGGCUGGGAAGCUCACUGUAAAUAUUAUGGAAGCUAAAAACCUAAAAAAAAUGGAUGUCGGUGGAUUAUCAGAUCCUUAUGUGAAGAUUGUUCUGCAACAAAAUGGAAAACGAAUCAAGAAAAAGAAGACAACUGUGAAGAAAAACACACUCAACCCUUAUUUCAAUGAGAGUUUCAGUUUUGAAAUCCCAUUUGAACAGAUUCAGAAAGUGCAAGUGGUCAUUAUGGUGUUUGACUAUGAUAAACUGGGAAGCAAUGACCCGAUUGGUGGGACCUUCAUGGGGUAUGGAGCCACUGGAGUCGGCCUGCGUCACUGGUCUGAUAUGCUGGCCAAUCCUAGACGUCCUGUGGCCCAAUGGCACACUCUUAUGCCAGAGGAGGAGGUGGAGGCCGCACUCAAGGCUAAACCCCGCUAGAAUCAUGUUCAUUUCACAUAUGACCAUUCACUGGUUUAUGUAUGCAGUUUUCUUUGUGUUCACAUUUUAUUCAUAUAAACGAAUGUUUUGUGUUGUACAGAAGGUUUUGAUAUUUUUGUUUGUAUUUCACCAUAAUUCCCUACAUCCAUAUGUGAAACAAAAUAUACUGUGUGUUUGUAUGUAUGACAAACUA